Messenger RNA from Trichomycterus rosablanca, 2394 nucleotides. RefSeq names its product protocadherin alpha-3-like. Gene Ontology annotation, biological process: homophilic cell-cell adhesion. The record is from RefSeq and is a predicted model, not a curated record. The transcript has a single exon. Gene Ontology annotation, cellular component: plasma membrane. Gene Ontology annotation, molecular function: calcium ion binding. NCBI's taxonomy places the organism in Eukaryota, Metazoa, Chordata, Actinopteri, Siluriformes, Trichomycteridae. Bases 1 to 2394 code for a protein of 797 amino acids.
AUGGAACAAAGGCGACAUGCAUUAUGGAGAUUAAAGCUUGCAAUUGUGGCAAUUAUUCUGCUCUUGUGGAGACAUACCCAGGCAAAUAUAAGAUAUUCCAUUCUUGAGGAGCAAAAAAACGGCACUGUGGUUGGAAAUAUUGCAAAAGAUUUAGGUAUUGAUCACAGAACUCUAAAGGAGAGAGGAUUUCGUGUCGUAUCUACAGCAGGAGAAUCUCCAUUUAAACAAAAUCAUAACGAUGGUGUACUGUAUAUUAAUGGGACAAUAGACAGAGAGGAGGUAUGUGAGAAAGUCAUCUCGUGCUUAAUUAAUCUGAAGGUCUCUCUUCAAAAUCCCCUAGAGAUUUAUUACGUAGCAGUUGAGAUUGUGGACAUAAACGAUCAUGCUCCGAUAUUCCCGGAAAAGGAAAAGCGUCUGGAAAUAUCAGAAAACGCCGUAUCUGGCUCACGGUUUCAGCUACCAGCAGCACGCGAUCCAGACAGUGGUACAAAUUCUGUGCAAACAUAUAAAAUCAGCCAUAAUGAACAUUUUCGAAUUGAAAUUAGAGACAGAGGAGCGGAACGAAAAAUGCCUUUCCUAAUUUUACAAAAACAGUUAGACAGGGAAAGCAAUCCUAGCCAUAGGAUCCUCCUUACUACACUCGACGGUGGAAACCCACCCAAAACUGGGACUAUACAAAUAACUGUAGAUGUCCUAGAUAUAAACGACAACAGUCCAGUAUUUAUUAAAGACUCGUAUUCUGCUAAAAUUGUUGAAAACGCGCCAAUAGGUACAACGGUAAUACAGGUAAACGCAACUGACCUAGAUGAUGGUUUAAAUGGUGAAGUGUUUUACGUGUUUGGUCAUGAAGUGGACGAUGACGUGCGUGGGCUUUUUUAUCUAGAUCCCAUAACGGGAGAGUUGGUUAUUAAAGGACUAAUAGAUUUUGAGCAAAAGGAUCAAUAUGAGAUUGAUAUUCAGGCAUCGGAUAAAGCAGCUGUACCCCUAACAUCGGAUAAGAGUAUCUUACUACACAUUAUUGACGUAAAUGAUAAUGCGCCCGAAAUUGAAGUGAUGUCAUUUUCAAACACGGUUCCAGAGGAUUCCAAGUUGGGAACUACUGUAGCAUUAAUAAGUGUGAGUGAUUUGGAUUCUGGUGCCAAUGGAAAAGUGUCCUGCUUGUUACCCGAAAACAAAGCUUUUAGAUUAAUACAGUCAUCGCAGGAUAAUAUUUAUUCACUGACAACUGCGGCACUGCUCGAUCGAGAGAAAAUAUCACAAUUUGAAAUAAUCUUAGUUGCCAAAGACACAGGAAAACCCUCACUGACGUCAUUUAAAACCAUAACUGUCCUUGUAUCUGAUGUCAAUGAUAAUAGUCCAGAAUUUUCCCUGAACCCAUAUACUUUUUAUGUUACUGAAAAUAAUGUACCAGGCAAACCCUUGUUUUCUGUAUUUGCUUCUGACCGCGAUUUAGAAAUAAACGCCAUGAUAACCUACGACAUUCUGAGAGACAAUGGUGAGAAAAACAAGUAUUCACCACUAAUAAACAUAAACUCUGAAAAUGGAGAGGUAUCAGCACUAAAAAGUUUUGACUUUGAGAAAGUAAAAACAUUUCAGUUCCAUGUUGUUGCUACAGAUUCUGGAACUCCAUCGUUAAGAAGCAACGUCUCAGUAAAAGUUUUCAUUCUGGAUCAGAACGACAAUGCUCCAGUGAUCUUAUGUACAGUCAGUGCUAACGGUUCUGCUGAAGGUGUGGAAGAAAUUCCACGUAAUGUGAAUGCAGGGCAUUUGGUGACUAAAUUGAGAGCCUAUGACAAAGAUAUAGGAUACAAUGGCUGGUUAUUGUAUUCUUUGCUAGAAGUAAGUGACCACAGUCUCUUCGGUUUGGACCGCUAUACAGGACAGAUCAGGACCCUUCGCUCAUUCACAGAAACAGACGAGGCCAACCAUAAACUUGUUAUCCUGGUUAAAGACAAUGGCAACGUUUCACUUUCUGCAACAGCAACUCUUAUCGUCAAGGCUGUGGAGCCCAAAGAAGCCGUUACUUCCUCCGAUGUUAAUAAAACAACAAAAGACGCAGAAGAAAAAAACAUUUUGUUUCAUUUAAUAAUUACUUUGGGAUCGGUUUCAAUGCUUUUUUUAAUAAGCAUUAUUGUGCUUAUAAUAAUGCAGUGCUCAAAAUCUACAGACUAUUCCUCCAAGUAUAUACAAGAUACAGCUUAUGAUGGGACAUUGUGUCACAGCAUUCAUUACAGAUCUGGAAAUAAAAAGUACAUGCUAGUUGGACCCAGAAUGAGUAUUGGCUCCACUUUAGUUUCUGGCAGUAACGGGAAUACUCUAGUGGUACCAGAUCGCAAACAAGGAGAUUCUAAAGAGGUAAGCAGUCUCUCCGUUACAUAUCUAUUACUUUAUUAA